CUCCUCCUUGUCUUUCCAGCCCUCAACCCUGGAUUUAUCUCCUCCCUGAGUCUCCGAGAGAGAGAGAGAGAGAGAGCGGCUGCCUGCCAGCUAUCCAGCGAGCAAACAAGCAGCCCAAUGAGCUUCCCAAGGCAAGAAGGAGGUCCUCGGCGGGCCCUUUCGUGAUGCGAAUGCGGGAGGCGAAGCGGGCGCCGCCGGUUCCUGGGCCCAUGUGGACGGGGCCAGGAUGCGGGUGACGAUGAGGCGUGUGCUGCUGGGGGUGGGCUUUGCGGUCGCCCUCAUGGUCUCGGCCCACCUGGGCCAGCAGAUGCUUCAGUGCCAGCAGAUCCUGGGCCGAGGUGCCAACCGGGGCCUGAUGCGCCCGGAGAACGAGGAGCUGGUGAUGCUGGACGCCAACCGGGUGGAGUACCGCUACAGCAAAGAGAUGCCUCUGAUUUUCAUUGGCGGAGUGCCCCGCAGCGGGACCACCCUGAUGCGGGCCAUGCUGGACGCGCACCCGGAGGUGCGCUGCGGGGAGGAGACCCGCAUCAUCCCCCGCGUGCUGGCCAUGCGCCAGGCCUGGUCCAAAUCUGGGCGGGAGAAGAUGCGCUUGGACGAAGCCGGGGUGACGGACCAGGUCCUGGACGCUGCCAUGCAGGCCUUCAUCCUGGAGGUGAUCGCCAAGCACGGCGAGCCGGCCCGCUACCUGUGCAACAAGGACCCCUUCACCCUCAAGUCCUCCCUCUACCUCUCCCGCCUCUUCCCCAACUCCAAAUUCCUGCUGAUGGUACGGGAUGGCCGGGCCUCCGUCCACUCCAUGAUCACCCGGAAGGUCACCAUUGCCGGAUUCGACCUCCGCAGCUACCGGGACUGCCUGACCAAGUGGAACAAAGCCAUUGAGGUGAUGUACGCCCAAUGCCUGGAGAUUGGCCGCUCCCGGUGCCUCCCCGUCUACUAUGAGCAGCUGGUCCUGCACCCCCAGAAAUCCCUGCAGGCCAUCAUGGAGUUCCUGGACAUCUCCUGGAGCGAUGCCGUUCUGCACCACGAGGAGCUGAUCGGGAAGCCGGGCGGCGUCUCGCUCUCCAAGAUUGAGCGAUCCACUGACCAGGUGAUCAAGCCCGUGAACAUGGAGGCCUUGACCAAGUGGCUGGGGCACAUCCCGGCCGACGUGGUGCAAGACAUGGCCCAGAUCGCUCCCAUGCUAGCCAGGCUGGGCUACGAUCCCUAUGCAAACCCACCUAACUAUGGGAACCCGGACCCUUUGGUGAUCAACAACACCCACAGGGUCCUGAACGGAGAUUUUAAAACACCUGCCAACCUGAAAGGACACCUCCAGGGGACUCAGAAUACGACUGCUUUCCACUGAUAAACGUUAGUGAUUUCCAGCUCGCUUUUAGAUGCAAACUGCUUCUCCUUCCUCCAAAGAGAAGAAAAUUUGCAGAUAAGCACCAGUGGAAAUCUGUAUUCCAAGCAUAUUGCUUGCUACUGAUAAUUGCCAAACCGAGUGCUCUCUCUGUGAAACCCUUUCUCCUUCGCUGACCUGCCAAGUAUGGACACUCCCAGUUCCUGAGGAGAAGAGGCAGCCCCCUUGAUCAGACACUCUUCUGUGGUAAAUGCUGAAAGUCUGCGGAGAGAAAAGAAACGCCCAAAAUAUACUGGAGAAUAUUUUAUACUUGCCUGUUGAAGACCCCUUUUAAAACCUCUGUUGGAAAGUGUCUUGUAUUUUUUUUUAAAUCUCUGAUUUGCAGGCCUUACAUAACUCUGUUACUAUAACUUUGUUAAGAGUCUGUCUCUCUUUCUUUCUUUCUUUUUGGUCUUACAGGUGAUAAUCCCAAACUUGUCCUGUUUAAUUCUCUCUUAUUUGUAAUUUCCAAAAAUCAACUAGGUUUAUUUAUUAAUUCUUAAAUAAAUAUACAAGGUUGUCUCCUUCA
Molecule: messenger RNA, 1910 nt
Organism: Pogona vitticeps (central bearded dragon)
Lineage: Eukaryota; Metazoa; Chordata; Lepidosauria; Squamata; Agamidae
Source: RefSeq, a predicted model, not a curated record